Molecule: messenger RNA, 603 nt
Organism: Microthlaspi erraticum
Lineage: Eukaryota; Viridiplantae; Streptophyta; Magnoliopsida; Brassicales; Brassicaceae
Source: the annotation of a GenBank genome assembly
AUGGCAUGUCAAAUUCAAGCUUCACGCAUCUUACCAUCAUCGUUAUCAAUCUUAGAAAUUGAAAAAGGUCGAGCCUUUAUGAUAAAUGAGCUCCACAGAAGAAACCAUCAAAGAGAUUUGUGGAUUAAUCCCAUGAAAAGGUUUCAGAUUAGUAGACCAAGUCGGAGAAUAGCGUUUGCGUUAGACACAGGAUCAUCAUCUUCUGUUCCUGGAGAUAACGGAGGAGGGCAAGAGAUCAAUGGAGGAGACAGAACAGGUCUAGGUAGCACGAGAUUGGGCAGAAUAGCGAUUGCGUUAGGCAAACAACUGCUUGUCAAGAUAAACGCUGCAAGAAGAAACUUCCCCAUGAAGAUAUUUCUACUGCUUCUUGGUUUCUACACUGCAAAUGCAUUGGCUACGAUUCUUGGCCAAACCGGUGACUGGGAUGUUCUUGUCGCGGGAAUCGUUGUCGCUGCGAUCGAAGGAAUCGGUAUGCUUAUGUACAAGAAGCCUUCUUCUUCAAUGCUUUCUGGAAAGUUGCAGUCUUUUGUUGUGUUUAUGAAUUUCUGGAAAGCUGGUGUUUGCUUGGGUCUCUUUGUUGAUGCUUUCAAGUUGGGUAGUUAA